AUGCAGGACAUACUUAUUAGCUUUUUCAUAUUUUGCAUUGCUUCAUCUCAGUUACUUGGUAUUGUGUACAGCAAAACAACAUUUGAUGUUGUCAAAUUUGGUGCUGUUGGAGACGGACAAACUGAUGAUUCCGAAGCUAUUGUAAACGCAUGGAAAGCCUUGUGUGGAGCAGCUGCAGCUGGUGAUGACGUACCAACACUUACUGUACCAGGGGGGAAAACAUUCUUAUUGCAACCCUCGGAAUUUGAAGGUCCCUGCAAAUCAAAGAGUGUUCAUAUUCAGGUCUCGGGUAAUUUGAUGGCACCCAAAACGCCCGAUGCAUGGAAAGUGUGUCCAUCAUAUAGUUGGCUUUCAUUUAGAAAUGUGGACAAUCUCAUACUCGAUGGUUCAGGAAAAAUUGACGGUCAGGGUUCAGCUUGGUGGAGCAAAGUGAGCGAAAAUAGCUUUUUUAUAAAUGGGAACAGGGAGAAGUGCGAAAGACCAAAGGCUCUUCAAUUCCACCGAUGUGAUCAUCUUCGAUUGAGUGGACUUACUCACAUAAACAGCCCAAGAUCUCAUAUUGGUAUAGGCACAAGCAAUGACGUGGAUAUCUCCCAUCUUACUAUAAUUGCACCUGAUGAAAGUCCAAACACUGAUGGAAUUAACGUCGCAAACUCAACCUAUGUCUAUAUUCAUGACUCUAAAAUUGGAACUGGUGAUGACUGCAUUGCAAUCAGUUCUGGUGCUUCCAAUGUUAGGAUCGCCAAGAUUGCGUGCGGACCAGGUCAUGGAAUUAGUGUGGGAAGCCUAGGAGCAAAUGGGGCUUAUGCUGCAGUGGAAAAUGUAUACGUGAGAGAUUGUAGUUUUAAUGGAACUCAAAAUGGAGCAAGAAUCAAGACAUGGCCGGGUGGAUCUGGAUAUGCUAGGAAUAUAACCUUUGAGAACAUCACACUUACCGCGACUAAAAACCCCAUCAUUAUUGACCAACAAUACUGCAACGGUGCUCAUGAUUGCGCAAAGCAGAGCAAAGCUGUGCUGGUGAGCAAUGUGAGAUUCACUGAUUUUAGAGGAACUUGUGGAAAUGAGGAGGCUAUCAAAUUAGACUGCAACCACAUUUCGGGUUGUCAAAACAUUGAACUGGUGAAAAUAAAUAUCACCUCAACGGUUCCAAGUAAGAAGGUUUAUGCAAGUUGCAACAAUGCCAAAGGAAAUUCCGGCUCUACUGUGCCCACUGUAUCUUGCCUCGAGUAG
Messenger RNA from Prunus persica (peach), 1230 nucleotides. RefSeq names its product probable polygalacturonase At3g15720. Gene Ontology annotation, biological process: carbohydrate metabolic process. NCBI's taxonomy places the organism in Eukaryota, Viridiplantae, Streptophyta, Magnoliopsida, Rosales, Rosaceae. The record is from RefSeq and is a predicted model, not a curated record. The transcript is spliced from 9 exons. Bases 1 to 1230 code for a protein of 409 amino acids. Gene Ontology annotation, molecular function: polygalacturonase activity.